CGCGCCUCCUGGUAAAUGUAGUCUAAUAACAGGGUCGCUUCCGCCCUGCGAUAGGUGAAGGAAUUCUCUCAGCAAAGACAAAUCACAUGUGAAAUUAUUGAUCAGAAUUGUUUGGAUUUAUGGAAACAUGUCAAAGAAACGGGGCAGGAAGCGUAGCAGUGGAGAGCUGAGUGAAAGCUCGGCGUCAACCCUGAGCCCGGACCCGGAUAACCUCCUGGGCCGCAGGAUUCAGCACACUUGGAGGGAGAAGGGUAGUGUGACUAAAUGGAAAGGCACCGUCCUGGAGCGCCUUAGUGUCAACAGCUCCCUCUACAUGGUGAAAUAUGACGGCUUCGAUUGCGUUUAUGGCAUCGAGCUCUUCAAAGACAGCCGAGUGUCCAACCUGCAGGUUUUGGCAGAAAAAGUUGUAAACAAUAAGAUCAAGGUGCCUCCUGGGGCCGAGGAGCUUGUGGGUCGAGCCGUGGAGCAUCUGUUUGAGAAGGAGGAUGGGGAGAAAAACGAGUGGCGAGGCAUGGUGCUGUCCAGAGCCCCCGUCAUGACCCACUGGUAUUACAUCACCUACGAGAAGGACCCGGUGUUAUACAUGUACCAGCUGUGGGACGACUACAAGGACGGAGACCUACGUGUCCUGCCUGAGUCAGAGAACAAACACCUGCUGCCGGCAGACAGGAAGCCAGGCGAGGAGCCAGAGAACCUUGUGGGUAAACAGGUGGAGUACGUCACCGAUAACGGCCUGAAGAGGACAGGCCUGGUCAUCUACCAGGUCCCGGCAAAGCCCACCGUUUAUUACAUCAAAUAUGACGACGACGUCCACAUUCACGUCUACGACCUGGUGAAGACCACCUAGGAACUGACUGUCCCUGUUUCAGCAUUUCACUUUAAGUUGGCUCUGGCCUGUCGUUACCUGGUCAAGUGUUAAAGAUGGAAGUUUUUCCGAAGCAGGAAGAGAAAUAUCAAACAUCAAGACCCAAGAUUUUUUUUUCUUAUUCCCCUACCGACUUGCUUUACUCUCAUAUUACAACACUUUUCAUCUAUUUUUUUAAUUAUUUUUAUUAAUCUUCAAGUUAAACUUGAUUUAUAACAAUUAUAUUUUUUUCACUGUAAAUAAAUCAUGUCUUAAGACCAACAAGUGAAGUGGAGCUAAACAUGUGCUUUAGUUUAAUCCCAUUUUUUUAUUUCACUCAUAAACUCCACUUUGACUCCUAUAAUAAACAAAUCAAAGGAAGAGACGGUAAUUUUCCUGCUUAUCCAUCUUUGUUUUACUCUGACUUCAUUUCACAUAUUUAUUUUCUUGUGGUGCAUCUUGCCGUGUUUCUGGUACCAAAACAGGAACUCGGCUGUGCUUUAUGUCACUGAGUAAGCCUCAGUAUGUUCAAUAUUGAAGUAAAACUCGUUAAUUAUUGUGAUCAUUUUCUCCAUCCCAGUGAACUCCACUUUGAGUUGAAGUGUGACUGCAUUCAUGAGACUGUGUCUCAAGUUGUGAAUAGAAAACAGAGUGAUCUUAAAAAAAAAGAAGCAAUGUAUCAUAUCUCUGUUUAGUUUCAUCAUGUAAACUGUAUGUUUUCUACACUAUGAUCGUGUAUCAGAAAUACUGAUGUUCAUGUGGGGCUGUUUCAAACUGUUUGUGCUGCACACUAUCUAGUUGGAUUUGGCUACUUACAUUGCUCAGUAUUUUUUAACUUGCAUCUUUAGUAUUUGCC
This is a messenger RNA of Cyprinodon variegatus (sheepshead minnow), 1700 nucleotides long. RefSeq names its product spindlin-Z-like. NCBI's taxonomy places the organism in Eukaryota, Metazoa, Chordata, Actinopteri, Cyprinodontiformes, Cyprinodontidae. Gene Ontology annotation, biological process: gamete generation. Bases 128 to 847 code for a protein of 239 amino acids. The transcript has 5 exons. The record is from RefSeq and is a predicted model, not a curated record.